AUAAAAUACUCAAUGUCUGUAGAGGUGAGAGACAGGCAAAGGUCAUGUGCAGAACACUGCCCCUCCAAAGCCUGUGUACCCCUCCUCUCUGUAUCUAUCUCAUUCCUUCACAUCACCAUGGCGAUGUGAAAGUGUGCAGGUCUGUGUGACCUUGCCUGUUUGAUAACAGUGAGCUUGCCGACAACAAGAUGAGAUUGCCAACUAUUCCCUGUUUCUGGCCUCUGGCUGCUAUAUUCUUGAGGAUUGGUUGGGAGUUUAACCAAUGAAAUGCUAUUGCCAUGUAGAAACUUUUGCUUCUUGUGAUCUGCUAUAAAAACAAUAAACUGCUACAUGUGGGUAGCCAUCUUUUUGCACCCUGCAAUGACUAAGGACAUAUUACUACAAAUGUCUAUUUAAGUCCUUCUCAUAUUUAUGAAAUAAAAAGCCAGUACAAACUAUAAAAACUACAAAUAGAAAAAGAAAAAAGAAAAAAAUUGCAGGGGGUGGAGGAAGAAAAGGACAGGAGAAAGAGGGGAAAAAAUCUUUCUCAUUCAUCCCAACAGUUUUUUUCAGUUGCUGUUCCCAAGAUUUGGGUUCCAGUUCCUAUAUCAACCAUGUCAUUCUUCUUCAUGGGCACGAAGGACCUUACAGAUAAUCUUCAGACGAGGGAAGGAAUAAGCCUGCGAAUAAUUGCACAAUUCUGUGAAAGAAGAAUGAAAAAGAAACUUGAAAUAACACUCAAAAUAAUAAUUUAAAUUAAGAUCAACAGAUUUAGGAUUAAAACUGAUUCAUCAAAAUUCUAUUUCAAAUAUGGCCUCCUCAAAGAAAGUAUCUGAAUAGAUGGAUAUCUGAUUUCAUUUGUGGGAGAUAUAAAAAUUUUGAAAGUUCAUCAAACUAUAUCACUCAGUUUUGUGAUGUAUUUUUGUUUUUUUCAAUUCCAUUUUAACAAACAGAAGUACAUAAAUGUGACCUACCAGAAAAUGCAUUUACCAGAAGAAAAAGUAGCAAGGUGCACUCUUCAAAUCUCUAGUCUCUCAUGAAAUUUACUUUUUUUUUUCUUGGAACAUGUCUCAUAUACAAAGCUCUGGACUGCAGCCACUCACGACAUUUUUCCUAAGGAUUUUGAUGCAAUCCAUGUAAUAUUUGGUAGCAUUAUUGGGAAAUAUGCUGAGUUUGAAGACUGGUGCUUCUUUUUGUAGUAUAUUUAUUUGUCUUCCAUGAAACCAAUCCCCUGUGCCAAAAAGUCUGGGAACCUCUGUUCUAACACAGGAGUCCACAACCCCUGGGCCACAGACCGAUACCGGUCCGUGGCCAGUUAGGAACUGGGCUGCGCAACUGGAGGCAUGCAGAAAAUCUGCAGGGGUCUGGGUAGGAGUGGGAGAGUGGUGGGGCAGAAGCCAGCUUGCUCAGUGCAAAGGUUCUCGAGCGGCUACACUUGCAACUGACUUGCAACAUAUAAGCUCAGUGUCCUUCCUCCACUUCCUCCUCCUGCUUCUUGUGCUCUCUCUUCUUCUGCCUCCUCCUCCUCUUUCUGCUUCCUCUCCUUUUUCUUCCUCCUCCUCUUCUUUCUCUCUUUCCUCCUUUCCUCCUCAGCACCCCAGCUGGGCUCGUGCUCCCUUCGUGCAAGUCUCCAAGUUUGCAAGGCAAGCGUGUACCAGCCCAGCUUGCAACCGGGAGCUUUCCAAAAAACUUGUUGGAGGGUGAUCCCAACCCAAGGUAAUAUUCUGUGGAACUUAAGAUCCAACGUCAUUAAAAAAAAAUUCAAAUACAUAAUUUGAAUCUUCUUGUUUCAUGGUUGGAAAUCUAAUAUUUCUGGACUGUGAAGAAAAAAAAUACAGGAAGUUAUUUCAUGGACUCUUAAAGAUAGGACUGGCAGAAUCUUCAACCAAUCCUUCAACCACACCGAGCCGUCCAUUUCACCAAUCCAGAUUAAACUUCUGCAGGUUUCCAAUGAUGUCUAUCACUGAAGCAGCCAGCAUCAGCAUGGAAUCUUCUUCAUUUAUUGAUUAUGAAUAUGAUUAUGAUGGUCCUCAACCAUGCAUCAAAGAUGGAGUAAGGAACUUUGGAUCAUUGUUCCUUCCUACUCUUUGCUCACUGGUCUUCUUGCUUGGUUUAACUGGCAAUACUCUUGUUGUCUUGGUACUACUGAAGUACAAGAGGUUAAAAAGCAUGACAGAUAUUUAUGUACUCAAUCUUGCCAUUUCUGAUUUGCUUUUUGUUCUUACUCUUCCUUUUUGGUCUUACUUCAUGGCUGAUAAGUGGGUAUUUGGAGAUACUUUAUGUAAAAUAGUCUCUUGGACCUUCCAGAUUGGAUUUUUCAGUGGAAUCUUUUUUAUCAUGCUCAUGAGUAUUGAUAGGUAUCUUGCCAUUGUUCAUAUUGCAUUUUCACUGAAAGCAAGAACUGCCACUUAUGGCAGUCUUACUAGUCUUAUUGUAUGGCUAGUGGCCAUCAAUGUCUCUGUUCCAGACCUUAUAUUUAGCUCAUCAGUAAAUGGCUAUAAUCGUACUGAAUGCAAAUUAGUGUACCAUAAGAAUAGCACAGCAUGGAAACUCUUUGCUUGUAUGGAAAUCAACAUAUUAGGCCUCAUUGUGCCCUCCAUCAUCAUUUCCUUUUGUUAUGCAAGAAUAGUUCUGACCUUGCUACACUGUAGAAAUAACAAGAAAAAGAAGGCAGUGAAGAUGAUCUUUGUUGUGGUGGUCGUGUUUUUUAUGUGUUGGACACCUAACAAUGUUAUACUUUUUCUAAAAUGUUUGGAUGAUGUGGGUAUUCUUGGACAAUGUGAAAUCAGCAAAAAUUUGGACUAUGCAGAUCAGGUGACUCAAAUCCUAACAUAUUUUCACUGCUGUUUGAAUCCAAUCAUCUAUUUCUUUAUGGGACAAAAGUUCAAGUUAUAUAUCAGAUUGUUCUUCAAAAACUGUGUUCUUUCAAAAAUACUUUGUAAAUCCUGUGGGUUCCAUGAAUCUUUCUAUUCUGAGUCAUCAGGUUCAGGUUAUACUCAAUCCACUAGCGAUGAAGAGACAUUCUGAAAUCUAAAACACUUGAAGUUGAACCAACACAACAGAACAAUGACAACUAUGAUAUGCCAACAAAUAAGCAUGGCUUCAAGUAAAUUUUUAACAUGGAAAAAGAAAAGCAGCCCAUCCAACUUGGAAACAUAAAAGCUAUUUUGCCUUGGAUGCAGCAAUUACACAGAGCUUUAAGUCUCAGUAUACAUCAAUUUGUCAUUUCAGUCCUAUGGUCACAUUUCUGACAAAGAUGUGAACUCUUUAAGUUUCCUUUCUAGUCAUGGCAUUAGGAUACUUGUUUUACAUAUCUUUUGCUAUCUAGGAAGUUUUUUUUUUCUCUUUUCAGAGUUAAGAUAGCUUCAAAUCAACUCUGCAGUUCACAAGUUUGGGUCCUCUGAGGCAGCAGAUAAGCUUGGAAAUAACAGCAGUUCCAAAGAUUUUUCAAAGUGGUUGUGUCAGUUGUGAGCAGAAUUAUUAUCUUCAGUUAACUCUUUAUCUUCCUUUAGAUGUCUCUUCAAAGGCAAUUUUCAUAAACCCCAGCUAAAUAAAUAAAUCUCAGAGAAAGUUAUGGAUCGUUUGCCAUGGCUAACACCCUUCCAUCUCAGCAUAACUAGUACAGACAAGGGGUUGGAAGUUUUUCUUUCCCUUCUUACCCCAAUUCCCACAAUCCCUUGUAACAGGGAGAUAUCUUAAUUUCUUGCAAACUAGAUAGUCCAAGAGUCUAUCAUUAUAGUUUAUGCUUGUUGAAUUUAUUUUAGAGGCUGUAUCUAUCUGAAAGCAGAAAAACAUAUCUACUUUCCUCUUUCAGGGAAUUAAGAUUACUCAAUUUCUCAUAUGUAAUUACAACAUGUAGUUACAUUUCACAAAAUGUAGGCCAUGUUCCUUUCAUGAGAGUGCUGUACAGAUCUAUUCAUGCCUUACUGAAUUGAAAUGAAGUAUACAGACAUAUCACAGUAUUAUAAGUUACUGCAUGAUGCAUGCAGGAGAACCUUGGCCAUGAUGCUGAUCUUCACUUUCUCCUGUUGACAGGGACACUGAACUCUGCCUAUCUUAUUCACAGCUUAUACUAUGAUUUUGCAGAAUUCAUUAUUUUAAUGUCAAACACAUAACCUCCUGUCAUGUUUUCAGAUAAGUAUAAUGAUAUUAUAUUAAGUUAGUUUUAGUUUUUAGAAAUCAUUUAAUGUAAAGCCAUUUCAAGUAAUAACACCAUUAAUACUCAGCUUUUUAAAUGUAAAGAACCUUUGUUUUUUGUGGGCACUUGAAACUUAAGCGCUGUAUUACUUAACUGUCUAUAAAUGUUAAUAGAAGAAAUGUAUUAUUUUCUGAAGAAUGUUUUUUAACAUUUCUAUUCUUUAUCUUUUAAUGAUAAAAUAAAUAAAUAUCUUUUGUGAAAGAUUUA
This is a messenger RNA of Crotalus tigris (Tiger rattlesnake), 4384 nucleotides long. RefSeq names its product C-C motif chemokine receptor 4 (gene CCR4). Gene Ontology annotation, biological process: immune response; chemotaxis; G protein-coupled receptor signaling pathway. Gene Ontology annotation, molecular function: C-C chemokine receptor activity. Gene Ontology annotation, cellular component: membrane. The transcript has 5 exons. Bases 1771 to 3006 code for a protein of 411 amino acids. The record is from RefSeq and is a predicted model, not a curated record. Lineage: Eukaryota; Metazoa; Chordata; Lepidosauria; Squamata; Viperidae.